GAAUACUCCAGUUGCUGGAGGAACUCAGUGCCAGCAGAAGGUUUGGGGGAGAAGCCAGGAGCCUCAGAGAAAUGCAGCCAUUUAUUACUGAGCUUCAUGUUUUCAGCAACCCGGGUGGAGGGUAGAAACACACAGGCACCGCGCAGAAUCCCCACCCCCUCCCACAGAGCGUGAAGCCAACCAGCUCCGUCCGUGCAGGCCGGAGGUCACAGGUCACUGAGCUGAGAGGCAGCCCCACUGCUCAUCUAUUACAAGCAAAAUAAUAAUGAGUGCAGGGCAGAUUGGAGACCAGAAUCCUGAAGAUGAUUCCUGUGAAGCUCUACACAGCCCCAGGAGCAGCCUUGUGAGGUACUCUGAUGAAUCAUUCGCAACUUACACUGGUGAAAACAAGAAGAGUCAUCAAUCCUACAGUCAGUCUUUUGAAUCCUAUCAGUCUUUCGAUGAGGACUUGGAGCCAGGAACAGGAUCAGAAAUCUCUGCAAUCAAAUAUGACCUGGAAUUUAUGUCGCCUGAGAUUGUCAAAGCAGAAACAAAAGAAGAAUUUUCACAUUGUGAGGACUCUGAAGGCAUUCUAGCAAGAGAAAAACUUAUAGAAAAGUUCCUUGAGGUACUGAACUGUAACAGAUUUGUUUCUACUCCAUAUCAUCAAAAGGGAAAAUACACAGUGUCCCGCAGAGAGGCAGUACAGACACUCCAAUUAGAAUCAGAACCUGCACAAAAGUACUGCAGUAUAAAGAUUGAUCAAAUUCAACGACAACUUCGACAGAAGCAACCAAAACCUGAGAAAUAUGGGAGGCAACAAUUGAACCAACCGAAGGGGAGAAAAACGACUUCUCAGGAGAGCUAUGUGGUACCCCAGCACCUGAUAAAUCAGGUGCGACUCAAAUACAUCACAGAGACAGUCAAACAGGUUGUUGAGACAAACAUGCAUCAGCCCUCCCGAUGUGUUGACUGCUUCAAAAAGAUCAGUGAACUAGCAGAACACAAUUUCCUCCGUAUCAAGAAGAUACAAUUGGAAGAAGCUUCUAUGCAAGAAAAAAUCGAGGAUCACAUUUAUACCAAGGAUGCACUUACAUUGAUUGGAGAAAUACACAAUAGCCUUCCAAAGUAUUCCGAUGCUGCUUCUCUGGUGUGGAGGAGAUUAUUUGCUAAACUAAGUCCAAGAUAAUGAUGUAAUGAAAAGCCCUUUGAAAGCAAGAAAAUCUUCGGAAACUGGGCCACAAGAUAUAAUAAUAAGUGGUUACGGCACGUUUGCAGCUUCCCUGACUUCAAAGACUCUAAUAACCACCUAACCAAAGUUGUCUUUUCAAGAUACUUCAUUAAAUAAAGGUUGUUGAACAUG
Amblyraja radiata (thorny skate) is the source of this 1342-nucleotide messenger RNA. RefSeq lists its product as uncharacterized. The transcript has 6 exons. Bases 266 to 1168 code for a protein of 300 amino acids. Lineage: Eukaryota; Metazoa; Chordata; Chondrichthyes; Rajiformes; Rajidae. The record is from RefSeq and is a predicted model, not a curated record.